GUUUACAUUGAUUAAUGUAAACAAAUUAAUCAGUUAGACAACAAUUUCUCUAUAAGCUAUCUAUAUUUUUUCUUAUAUUUUGAAUAUUUCUGAAAAUCCAAAGACUUAAAUAUGUUCUUGUCUUUCUAAUUCGUUGAAUUUUGUAUGAAUUAGCUGUAUCUACACAUAACAAGUGUUUUCUGCUCAAGACUAUUUUGUUUUAUUAAACAUUGUUUUGUUUGGUGAUUAUUCACGAUAUAUUUUGUUAAAAACUUUUACUACAACAGUCUGAAAUGACAACUACCGCUGGACCUUCCACCUCAGCCACUAUUUUAACACCAAACGUGGUUCAAGUGAAUCCGAGGUUGAAGAAUAAUGCUAUUCUGGCUGGAAUAAAGAGUGUCCGUUGGAUGUUUAAUGAUAUUGUGCCUGAUUUUAUUCUUGGUCAAACUACAUGUGCUCUUUAUAUGACACUUAAACAUCACACCCAAUAUCCUCAUUAUAUAUACGAUCGAAUGCAACAAGUUGGCAAAUCAUAUCAAUUGCAAGUCUUAUUAGUUUUGGUGGAUGUAGUAGAUCCAAAUGCAAGUUUGAAAGAAUUAGCUAAAGUUUCAAUUAUGGCGGAUUUCACCUUGAUGUGUUGCUGGUCACCAGAAGAAGCGUCUAGGAUGAUUGAACAUUAUAAGCUUUUUGAGAAAAAGUCUCCUGCUAUGAUCAUGGAAAAGCAGCUUGCUAAUAUAAAUGGAACUGAGGACAAACACAAGUGCGUGAUCGAGGCUCUAUCAAGCGUCAAAUCCAUCAAUAAAACUGAUUCACUGUCUCUCAUAUCCAAUUUUGAGUCAUUUGAAAAGAUAGUAAAAUCCGAUGCCGAAACUUUAGGAUUAUGUCCAGGUCUAGGACCAUUAAAAGCAGAAAAAUUGUACCAAGCUUUUCACAAACCUUUUAUAAGAAGUGAUUAAACCCCAUUUUUAAAAUAUUA
This is a messenger RNA of Tetranychus urticae (two-spotted spider mite), 958 nucleotides long. It is a transcript of the gene Ercc1, whose product is annotated as DNA excision repair protein Ercc1. The record is from RefSeq and is a predicted model, not a curated record. Gene Ontology annotation, biological process: mitotic recombination; UV-damage excision repair. NCBI's taxonomy places the organism in Eukaryota, Metazoa, Arthropoda, Arachnida, Trombidiformes, Tetranychidae. Gene Ontology annotation, cellular component: nucleus; ERCC4-ERCC1 complex; nucleotide-excision repair factor 1 complex. Gene Ontology annotation, molecular function: single-stranded DNA binding; damaged DNA binding.